Trichoderma reesei QM6a is the source of this 3084-nucleotide messenger RNA. Its product is annotated as replication factor C, subunit 1-like protein. Gene Ontology annotation, biological process: DNA replication; DNA repair. The record is from RefSeq and is a predicted model, not a curated record. NCBI's taxonomy places the organism in Eukaryota, Fungi, Ascomycota, Sordariomycetes, Hypocreales, Hypocreaceae. The annotation marks the transcript as partial. Gene Ontology annotation, molecular function: DNA clamp loader activity; DNA binding; ATP binding. Gene Ontology annotation, cellular component: DNA replication factor C complex; nucleus. The transcript has 4 exons.
GAUAUUCGAUCAUUCUUCGCGCCAAAGGGUGGUGCACCCCCGAAGCCUGCGGCUGCAAAGCCAGAACCGCCGGCCAAAGGAAAGCGAGGAAAAGGGCGCAAGGUCAUCGAAGAUAGCGACGAUGACGAGGUGGUAGAGUACUAUAUACUGUGCAAUGAGUAUUGCUCCCUUCCAUGGAAUGUGUUAACCCCAAUUAGGGAGACGGAACCAAAAGGCGUAGCAAUAUCUGCCGACGACUACUUUGCCUCCUCCAAAGAUCCCAAGACCGCUAAAGCAUCUCAAACUCCCAAGAAGGGCGACAAGAAGACCAUCAUCGAGGCCGAUGUUCCUGUCAGGUCCAGUCCUCGGCCCAAGAAGACUAUGGCAAAGCCGGCUGCACCGGAGGAUGAGGAUGAGGAUGAAGAUGUAGCUUCUCGACCGAAGAGGGCCAGAAAUUCAUACAAGGCCGCUCCCGCUCCCACCCACGACGAUGACGACGAUGACGUUUAUAUGGACGACGGUGACGAGGACGCGGACGAUAUCUUCGCCGCUGACGCCAAAGGCCGAAAUAAGCGCAAGAACGACGAUUACGAGGAGGAAGACUCCGAAGACGAGGUCAUUCCACAACCCAGACGGAUCGCUUCACGGGGACGGCCUGCCGCUUCUGCCAAGAAAGCUGAAGAAAAGGUAAAGACGACGCCGGCAACCAAGAAGAGAAAGUCGCCUGAACAGGAAUCCGAUGAGGAGGAAGAGCUGCCAAGGAAGAAACCUGCGGCAGCAAGCAAACCGCGCGCGCCAAGGGCCAAGAAAGCAGACCAACCCGAGGACGAAGCCAUCCAGAACAUCCUAGACAGCGUGGCUACUGUACGAGCGCCAACACCUCCUCCCAAGGAUGGCAAACCCUUUGAUUGGAGGAAAUCAGCCUCAGGCGGUAAUGCCUCGGCGCAACCUUCGCAGCCAGCCGGCGAACUCCCAGAGGGCGAGGAAGAGUGUCUCAGUGGAUUGACCUUUGUUUUCACUGGCGUGCUGCAAACGAUUGGCCGCGAGGAAGCUCAGGCCCUAGUCAAGCGAUAUGGGGGCAAAGUUACGGGCCAGCCCAGUAGUAAAACGAGUUUCGUCGUGCUCGGAGACGAUGCUGGACCGUCCAAGUUGGCCAAGAUCAGAUCAAACGGAAUCAAGACCAUCGAUGAGCAUGGCCUCUUUGACCUGAUCCGCAAGCUCCCAGCAUUUGGCGGGACGGGCAAGGGCGCUCAGAAAGCGCAAGAGAAGAAGAAGGCGGAGGAAGAGAAGGUGAGGCAACAGGUUGCCGAAAUGGAAGCGGAAGAGAAAGCACAGAGGCGAGAGGCCGAGAAAGAAGCCAAGAGAUUGGCCGCAGCCCGAGGGCAACCCAGCAGCACGCCUGUCAAGCCUGCAGCCGCGCCCACCCAGCUCCUCACGUCCAAGUAUGCGCCGACACAGCUGAACCAGAUAUGCGGCAAUAAGGCACAGGUGGAGAAGAUUCAGCGAUGGCUUCACAACUGGCCGAAAUCGAAGAAGUACAACUUCCAGAAACGUGGCGCUGAUGGCAUGGGAGGCGAGCGAGCCAUCAUCAUCUCUGGGCCCCCCGGCAUUGGCAAGACUACAGCUGCACACUUGGCGGCUAAGCUUGAAGGCUACGAUGUUCUGGAGAGCAAUGCGAGCGAUACACGAAGCAAGAAGCUAGUCGAGGCCGGUCUCAGCGACGUCAUGAACAACACUUCCCUGCUGGGAUUCUUUGCAGGAGAUGGGAAGUCUGUCCACUCUGAGAAGAAGAAGAUUGUGCUCAUCAUGGACGAAGUCGACGGUAUGUCGGCCGGCGAUCGCGGAGGAGUUGGCGCCCUGGCCAAGUUCUGCAGGAAGACGGAGGUGCCCUUGAUCCUCAUCUGCAACGAACGAAGACUGCCCAAGAUGAAGCCGUUCGACCAUGUUGCGUUUGAUAUAAGAUUCAACCGUCCGACGGUCGACCAAGUCCGGUCUCGCAUCAUGACGAUUUGCCAUCGAGAAGGCUUGAAGAUGCCUCCGCCAGUCGUUGAUGCUCUCAUUGAGGGCAGCAACAAGGAUAUCCGCCAAAUCAUCAACAUGAUUGCGACAGCGAAGCUCGACCAGUCGACCAUGAACUUUGACCAAACCAAGUCCAUGUCAAAAGCGUGGGAGAAGCAUGUUGUGCUCAAGCCGUGGGAUAUCUGCCAGAAGAUGCUUGGUGGCGGACUCUUUGCACCUGCAAGCAAGGCGACGCUCAAUGACAAGAUUGAACUCUACUUCAACGAUCACGAGUUCAGCUACCUCAUGAUCCAAGAAAACUACCUCCAGACGAAGCCCAUGGCCCUCAGCGGCUCGGGGUACAGGGGUCGAGAAGCUACUUUGAAAGCGCUCGAGCUCUUUGACCAGGCGGCAGAGAGCAUCAGUGACGGUGACCUUGUGGAUCGCAUGAUCCACGGACCGCAGCAGCAAUGGAGCCUCAUGCCUACGCAUGCCGUCUUCAGUACUGUGAGGCCUGCGAGCUUCGUUGCCGGCCAGUUGCUGGGGUCCAACUUUACGUCUUGGCUCGGAAAUAACAGCAAAGCUGGAAAAUUGGGCCGAUACAUUCGAGAGAUUCAUUCCCACAUGAGGCUCAAGUCAUCAGGAGACCAUAACGAGGUUCGACAGGAGUACUUGCCUGUGCUGUGGUCGCAGACGGUGGAUCGGCUGCAGAAAGAAGGAACUGAAGCCGUGGAAGAGGUCAUUGACCUGAUGGACAGCUACUACCUCACCCGAGAAGACUUUGACGCCAUUCAGGAACUGGGAGUCGGUCCCAUGGACGAGGAGCGUGUCAAGAUUGAGACCAAGACGAAGGCUGCCUUUACUCGAACAUACAACUCCAUGAACCACCCAUUGCCCUUCAUCAAGGCCAGCAAUGUCUUUGCGCCGAAGAAACAAACGAAGGAGAUGCCCGACCUGGAAGAAGCCAUUGAGGAGGAAGAUGACGCCGAGCUGCUGGAAGCUCCAGACGUUGACGAGGAUGACGAAAUCGAUCUGAAGAAGGAUAAGUAUAUCAAACAACCAAAGGUCAAGAAGCCGGCGAAGAAGGCAUCGAAGACGAGUACUGGA